This is a messenger RNA of Labrus mixtus (cuckoo wrasse), 5534 nucleotides long. RefSeq names its product mitogen-activated protein kinase kinase kinase 15 (gene map3k15). The record is from RefSeq and is a predicted model, not a curated record. The transcript has 30 exons. Gene Ontology annotation, biological process: protein phosphorylation; cellular response to stress; MAPK cascade. Gene Ontology annotation, molecular function: MAP kinase kinase kinase activity; ATP binding. The coding region runs from base 456 to 4538 and encodes 1360 amino acids. NCBI's taxonomy places the organism in Eukaryota, Metazoa, Chordata, Actinopteri, Labriformes, Labridae.
ACCACCGGGGAGACAAGGAUGACAUUUCAGGCUGUGAACAGCACGGUCAUGAUUGUGUCCUGCUGAAUCAAACAAACUCCUUGAGAGAAACUUUUCAACCAGAGUGAAGGCGAGAGGAAAUCAAAAGAGAGUAGCCUAUAUUUCAUAUCUUUUUUUUGGAUGUCUUUUUUUUGUCUUUUCGACAUUGACUCCUCUUUCUCCCCGGAUCUGGUCGGAUCUGGUCUGUGGGUGAAGCGGGCUUCUUGGUGCGAGAUAAUCGGCAGGUGAUGUGAGUUAAUGAGGCGGAGAUGCGGGGGGACAAACUCAGACGCGCUCCUCUCCGGCGGCAGGUGCGCAACAAGUGAGCGACGGGACACAACAAGAAGAAACCGAAUAGAGGAAGUACGGGAGUCCAAAGUGGAAAGUUACUGGGAAAAGGAAGUAGAUAAAAUAGAAAGACUUCCCUGAACCUCGCUAUGGACACCGGGCAAAGCGCUCAGGUCACCGACAUGGGAGGGGAACACUCAGCCGGGGUUUGCCUGGUGGAGAGGGACCGGGAGAGGGGCGAGGUGUCCAGCCCGAGUCCACCCGCCAAGCAGCGCUCUCUGCGGGUGGUUUACGUCCUGAACGACGGCUUGAAGGCGGGGAUGGCCAGAGGACCAGAGUCCGGAGCGCUGCAGUGUUUGCAAAGAGCCUGCGACUCAGAAAGCGCCCUGCUGACCACCGUCACCUUCGGACGGCUGGACUUUGGAGAGACAUCAGUGCUGGACAGUUUCUACGAUGCAGACAUCGCGGUUGUGGACAUGAGCGAUGUGUUCCGGCAGCCCUCCUUGUUUUACCAUCUGGGCGUGAGGGAGAGCUUCGACAUGGCCAACAACGUCAUCCUGUACCAUGACACAGACCCUGACACUGCCCAGUCACUGAAGGACAUGGUGGCACAGAAGAACACAAAGGCCUCUCGUCCCCCAGCUGUAGGUUUUCCCUGGGUUCAGUUGCCUCCAGAGUACAGAGGCUCUGGAUUGCGUAAUAAAGCAUCCAGUGGGAACUACUACUUCAUCCCCUACAUAGUGACUCCUAACCAUGAGUACAUGUGCUGCGAGAGCGACGCUCAGCGCAGGGCCAGUGAGUACAUGCAGCCCAGCUGGGACAACCUGCUGGGGCCGCUCUGCGUCCCCCUGACCGACCGCUUCACCAGCCUGCUGAAGGACAUCCACGUCACAUCCUGUGCUUCCUUUAAGGACACCCUCCUGAAUGACAUCAGGAAGGCCAGAGAGAAGUACCAGGGAGAAGAGCUCGCCAAGGAGCUCUCCCGAAUCAAACUACGAAUCGACAACACAGAGGUCCUCACCCAGGACAUCGUUAUGAACCUGCUGUUCUCCUACAGGGACAUACAGGACUACGAUGCCAUGGUUAAGCUGGUGGAGACUCUGGAGAUGCUGCCGACGUGUGAUCUGGCCACCCAGCCCAUGAUCCAGUUUCACUACGCCUUCGCCCUCAACAGGAGAAAUAGUCCUGGAGACAGGGAGCAGGCUCUCGAGGUGAUGCUGCAGGUGUUGCAGUCGUGUGAACAUCCUGCGCCGGACAUGUUCUGCCUCUGUGGACGGAUAUACAAGGACAUCUUUCUGGAUUCAGACUGCAAAGACACUAAAAACAGGGACAACGCCAUACAGUGGUAUAGAAAGGGUUUUGAGCUGCAGCCCACUCUCUACUCGGGGAUCAAUCUCGCAGUCCUCCUCAUAGUUGCUGGCCAACAGUUUGAGAGCUCCAUGGAACUGAGGAAAAUAGGUGUGCGGUUGAACAGUCUGCUUGGGCGCAAAGGCUCGCUGGAGAAGAUGAAUAACUACUGGGACAUCGGCCAGUUUUUCACUGUUAGCAUGCUAGCUAGCGACAUCCCUAAAGCUACUCAGGCUGCAGAGAAGCUUUUCAAACUGAAACCACCUCUCUGGUAUUUAAAGUCUGUGGUGCAGAACCUGCAGCUGAUCCAGAGGUUUAAGAAGCAGUCGGUCGAACAUUCGCCCCUCAGGGAGAGACUCAACUUCUGGAUGGACAUCAUCGUAGAGGCCACGCAGGGAACGACCAAUCGACUGCGGUUUCCUGUGCUGAUUCUGGAGCCGACUAAAGUUUACCAGCCCUCCUACGUGUCCAUCAAUAACGAGGCUGAAGAGAAGAACGUGUCGAUCUGGCAUGUUUCUCCUCCAGAAACUAAAGGAAUCCACGAGUGGAACUUCACUGCAAUGUCCAUCAAAGGCAUCAGCAUCAGUAAGUUCGACGAACGCUGCUGCUUCCUCUACGUCCACGACAACUCGGACGACUUCCAGAUCUACUUCUCCACUGAAGAGCAGUGCGGUCGGUUCUGCUCCAUGGUGAAGGAGAUGAUAACGGACGGGUCGGGGAACGCUGUGGAGCUGGAGGGCGAAGGAGACGGAGAUACGCUGGAGUAUGAGUACGACACAGAUGAGACAGGAGACAGGGUGGUGCUGGGAAGAGGCACCUAUGGAGUGGUGUAUGCUGGGAGAGACCUCAGCAACCAGGUCCGAAUCGCCAUCAAAGAAAUCCCUGAGAGAGACAGCAGAUACUCUCAGCCCCUUCAUGAAGAGAUUGCCCUUCACAAGUACCUGAAGCACAGAAACAUUGUCCAGUACUUGGGCUCUGUCUCUGAGAACAGAUACAUCAAGAUCUUCAUGGAACAAGUACCUGGAGGAAGCCUGUCUGCGUUGCUGCGGUCGAAAUGGGGCCCGCUGAAGGAGGCGACGAUAAUCUUCUACACCAGACAGAUCCUGGAGGGGCUCCGGUACCUGCACGAGAACCAGAUCGUACACCGAGAUAUAAAGGGGGACAAUGUGUUGGUGAAUACUUACAGUGGCGUCUUGAAGAUCUCAGACUUUGGCACCUCUAAGCGGUUGGCGGGAGUCAACCCCUGUACAGAGACAUUCACAGGGACUCUUCAGUACAUGGCUCCAGAAAUCAUUGAUAAAGGCCCUCGGGGAUACGGCGCCCCGGCUGACAUCUGGUCUUUGGGGUGCACCAUUAUAGAAAUGGCCACUGGGAAACCUCCCUUUCACGAGCUGGGAGAACCACAGGCGGCCAUGUUUAAGGUGGGCAUGUUUAAGAUCCACCCGGAGAUCCCCGAGUCCUUGUCACUGGAGGCCAAGUCGUUCAUCCUGCGCUGCUUUGAGCCGGACCCCAACAAGAGAGCCAUCGCCUCAGACCUCCUCAAAGACACUUUUGUCAGACAAACCACGAAGGGAAAGAAGAGCAAGAUCGCCUUCAAACCGUCAGACUACAUCCACAACGUUUCCCUGCCAGUCCAGCUGCAGUGCGAGGCCGCCGGGAGCAGCAGCAGUGAGCACGGCUCCGUGAGCCCCGACUGCGACUCCAAACACGACGUCUUCUUCCAGAAAAAGAAAAACUCCGGCUCCGAGAAUCUACUCAAACCCCCCAACUCCAACUACCUGAGUGUUCCAGAUGAAGGUUCGGUGUCAGAGGACCGCAGUGCACCCGCCUCCCCCGAGGACAGGGACGGCGGUCUGUUCCUGCUCAAGAAGGACAGCGAGAGACGGGCCAUCCUGUACAAAGUCCUCAAUGAAGACCAGGCAAAGGUCAUCUCCAACCUGAAGGAGAACCACAUCCAGGGCAUUGAGGAGCUCCAGCUGUCUGUCGACCACAUCAAGCAGAUCAUCUGCAUCCUCCGAGACUUCAUCCAUUCCCCCGAGAGGCGCGUCAUGGCCGCCACCAUCUCCAAGCUCAAGCUGGACCUGGACUUCGAUUCCACCUCCAUCAACCAGAUUCAGCUGGUCCUCUUUGGCUUUCAGGACUCGGUAAACAAAGUCCUGAGAAACCAUCACAUUAAACCUCACUGGAUGUUUGCCAUGGACAACAUCAUCCGCCGAGCUGUGCAGGCUGCCAUCACCAUCCUGAUACCAGAGCUGCAGACCCACUUUGGCCCGGCGUCAGAGUGCGAGGGAGCAGAGAAGGAGGACGAAGUGGAUGAAGAAGAAGCAGAGUUCGGUCCUGUUGUAGCUCCUCACGCUGACGACUCCGGGACCGGGACCGCUGACCCCAUCCAAUCCGUGACCAGUACGCUAAACUCUGCCCACUCCCAGGAGCAGCAGCGCCCGUAUCAUCAACUUGCCGCUCAACUGGGGAGGCUCAAACAGGAGACCAAUAGGCUGCUGGAGGAGCUGCUGCAAAAGGAGAAGGAGUACCAGCACGUCCUGAAGUCCACCCUGCAGCAGAGAACACAUGACCUGGAGCUGGUCAGAGUCAGACACAAACCACCGGACAUCUCACCUCCAUCCAUCUUCCACAUCCCAGCGGACCACGAGCCAGAUAAGCAGCUCACCGAUUGGCUGAAAGAGCAGGGAGCAGAAGCUGACACAAUAGAUAAGUUCGUACUGGAGGAAUACACACUGACUGACGUUCUAAAUGAAGUUUCCAGAGAUGACCUCCGCUGUCUUCGUCUACGGGGUGGCGUCCUCUGCCGCAUCUGGCGGGCCAUCCAGCGGCACAGAGAGCGAGAGAGGCUGAGGGUUGAUGACCAAUCAGAAGAUGAUGCAUGAGGGGAUACAGGGACUACAACUGUGGAGGACUCUUGAUUUGCAGAAACACAUCUGCACAGCGUCAGCCCUUCACUGCUGCCUCUACUCUCUUCCUCUCUCCCCAGUGCCUUUUCAUGUUUAAGUCUCUCUUUUCACACAUGCAGGACUGACUGAAUCUGUGUUUCGACUGCUCGGCUUCACACACUGUCACACUUGACCAAAGCGCUUAAGUGCAGGCACAACUGUAUGUAUUUGUGAGUGCAUUUAAAUGUCUACGUAUGGCAGCGUCUGCAAUGACAAAUUAUCGGUAAUAUCAAUUUACAUACAUUCUACUCAGAUAAAACAUGCUAAAUCACUUUGAAGAUUUCCAUGACUUUUAGACUGAUCUAUCUGUCCAACGUCUUUCCAAGUGUGUCCCCUUGUUUUAUUUUGUUUUAAAGAUUUUUUGGGGGCUUUUUGCCUUAAUUUGAUAGGACAGUGGAAAGGCCGGAAUCUAUGGAGAGAAAGUGGGGAAUAAAAUGCGGGAAAGGAGCCAAAGGUCGGACAUGAAUCCGGGCUGCCCGCUUGGAGGACUAUAGCCUCUGUACAUGCCAAAUUUUAAAUUUGUGGAAACCGAUAAAGUCUUUGUUUUAUGUGGAAUACUUUCAAUAUUUAAUAUACCCUUAGUCCAAAACUGUGCAGUGAUGAUCCUCCACAUAUCACUGGGAAUCCCUGUCGAUGUCUUUUUGAAUACUAAUGCCAACGGAAAUCUCAAGGCCUUAAGUUUUGUAAAAUAAUGUGGCAACAUUGAUGAUUUAUUGAAGCAUGCACAUACAUCUUGAACGGUCUGCAUCAUCGCCUUUACAUUUCUACGCAUGUUAUUUAUUGUGCAUUGUGUUUUUAAUGAAAUUACUUCAGUUUCUUCUCUGUGUGUACCUGUAUCUAUGUUUUUUUUUAUUCCAACUGUUUUAUGUGCUUGUCAGUUUCAUGAUGGCUUUACAACUGCAAUAAAUCAGGAAGUUAUAAAAAUAGUUUUCA